CCCAUAUAUAAAAGCGAGCGUCUUGCCUCACUCCCCUUCCACAUCUGAAACCCCUUUACGCACGCACGCACGCACACACAUCUCAGCUUCGCAAUGCCGGCGGAUCACAGUGGAACAUGGGAGAUGGUCAGCAAUGACAAGUUUGAUGAUGUCAUGAAGGCUAUGGAUAUCGACUUCGCCACUCGUAAGAUAGCGAUGCACCUCAAACAGACUAAGGUCAUCGUUCAAAACGGUGAUAGAUUUGAGACCAAAACCCUCAGCACUUUUAGAAAUUAUGAGGUCAACUUCACCAUAGGGGAGGAGUUUGAGGAGCACACAAAAGGUCUGGACAACAGGGUUGUUAAGACCCUGGUGACAUGGGACGGUGAUAAAAUGGUGUGUGUGCAGAAGGGGGAGAAACAGAACCGUGGCUGGAAUCAAUGGGUUGAAGGAGACCAGCUUCACCUGGAGAUCUUCUGUGAGGACAAAGUCUGCCAUCAAGUUUUCAAGAAGAAAAACUAAUGCUCUUGAAGUAUUUCACUCCUGUGUCUGGUGUUGUGCUGUAUAUAUUUUUUCAAGCAAUUUUAAUAAACAGCUAGAACCAAACAAAUCCAUUUGAUGUUGUGCACCAAAUAUUGAAUAAAAAGAAUUGUGUUGUUAUGCUGAUAAAACAGAUCAAGAACAAGAACAAGAACAAGUACUGCUGCACUAAACUACACGAGUGAAAUAAGCCCUUAACUGUCCUUAUGCUGUUAAAGACAUAAGGGGCAUAGUGGACAUACUGGGGUUUUACACAAACAUUUUUAAAUAGAGUCGGUUUCAGCGGCAACAACAUAAACAAACUUUAUGUGUCCCCAAAUUAACUUCCAGUAGACCGCCGCAAUGAAUCAAUAUCUGUUGAGUUCAUUUGAUUUAUGUCAAUUAAUGAAUAAUAGAAUAUUAUCAUGAUUUAAAUAUUAAAUAAAUUGUUUUAUUAUAAAGGAACACAGGCCGGAAGUUAACUUCUAUGAAACCGUUUAUAAAUAAAAUGUCAUUGUACAUGAUUUGAAAAGAAUUUGCACUAAGAAUUUGAACGAAGAGUGUAAAAGCAUAAUAAUAAUUUAAAUGUGAAAUGUAUAAAACGAGCCUAUUUGGUAGAUUAGCUUGUUUAUUUUCUAGUAACUGCCUCUUGUAGGCAUAUGCCGUUAUAUCCUUCAUAACUAAUUUGAUGACCAAUGCAUAGACAUGAAUAGAUUUUAAAGAACAUUUUAAUGCUUACUUGAUUUAUUUUAUCUACAAACACUCUGUUGAGAAUUAACAGACAUGUAGCUUUGCUAUAACUGACGUGUCACCAUUAUGGU
Messenger RNA from Triplophysa dalaica, 1319 nucleotides. RefSeq names its product retinol binding protein 2a, cellular (gene rbp2a). Gene Ontology annotation, cellular component: nucleus; cytosol. The record is from RefSeq and is a predicted model, not a curated record. Bases 94 to 501 code for a protein of 135 amino acids. The transcript is spliced from 4 exons. Gene Ontology annotation, molecular function: fatty acid binding. Gene Ontology annotation, biological process: fatty acid transport. Lineage: Eukaryota; Metazoa; Chordata; Actinopteri; Cypriniformes; Nemacheilidae.